AAUGGCCUCGUUGGCGUUCUCCUACAAAAAAUGGGACAGCCUGCUUACAGAUUCCGAAGAUUCGGAAGAUGACGAUAGUAAGGGCAGUGCCCGCCCGGAGACGAGGCCAAAGGAAGUGACCUCCGAUGACGAAAAGUUGCUGCACACAGCCUGUCGCGAUAAGGGACCAAACGCAAACAAAAAUCUCUCCGCGUUGUUUCAAAGACCAAUUAUGAAGGACUACUUCGCUCUGUUUACCCCUCAUGGGCUCGAGCUCGUGCCGAUCGCAGGGAGGAAGUACGAAGGUGGAGUGCUCAGUAAAUUUGAGGCUCUUACCGCCCACAAUCUCGAUGCGUGGUACCGAACAGCGAAGCUGCCGCACAAGGAGCAUGCUGAGAUGGUGAAGACGUCGCGGUAUGACAUAGUCCGACUUGACGAGCCUGACUUCGGAUACGAACCCUACUUAGACGCGCCGGUGCCACCGAGACCUCGACUGUCCCUGGGGAGAACAAAUGAUCACGUUACCUUCAAAGACCUCGGCUUUGACAGGCAAACACACAUGGUUGUCGUCGCAGUGAUCGACAUCCGGUUCCAAUUUGACCGACGCGUCAUGUUCGGAGGCGACUUUUUGAUGGAGGACGCGUUAGGUUCUCCUUCGCUUCCGAAACAUUAUUGGACCCAAGAUGUUGACGAAGACGAGAAGAGGAAGACUGGCGAGGCGGGGGGAAACAGCGUUGCCAUUUGUGCGUCUACUGGUGGUGCCGGCGGCAGUGGUCGACCGGUGUCUGAGCGCUCGCUGGCCUGUCCCUUUUUUAGAUUCGACCUGGUAGAAAUUCACUCACUUUGCCCAAAAACGAACAGCAAAGCGGCGGAGCUGAACGGGAAGCGUGCCUUUGUCGAAGAUGCCCACCACCCAGAAAUUCCGGGCAAAGUGGUGAUUCGCUUUCCUGGACAGAAAAACAAAAAAGUCAUGGACAUUUGGCCCGGGAAUCUACGUUUAGUUUCACAGGAUCCGGAUGAGCCGGAUGAUGCAGCAAAAGAUGCUUCCAAUGGCCCCGGGGGGAGCGAACCGGCAGCAGCUGAGGAAGAGGCUUUUUUUGUACAGCACGCUGAGGAGACGCUCAGUCGACUCCGGGCUGCGCG
Messenger RNA from Amoebophrya sp. A120, 1122 nucleotides. Lineage: Eukaryota; Dinophyceae; Syndiniales; Amoebophryaceae. The record is from the annotation of a GenBank genome assembly.